Nematolebias whitei (Rio pearlfish) is the source of this 1669-nucleotide messenger RNA. It is a transcript of the gene stambpl1, whose product is annotated as STAM binding protein-like 1. Lineage: Eukaryota; Metazoa; Chordata; Actinopteri; Cyprinodontiformes; Rivulidae. Gene Ontology annotation, biological process: protein K63-linked deubiquitination. Gene Ontology annotation, molecular function: metal-dependent deubiquitinase activity; protein binding; K63-linked deubiquitinase activity. The record is from RefSeq and is a predicted model, not a curated record. The transcript is spliced from 12 exons. Bases 257 to 1669 code for a protein of 470 amino acids. Gene Ontology annotation, cellular component: endosome; membrane.
ACACAGAGACGAUCUUUGCAGCCACCAUCAACUGUCAGCUGCUGUUGAAGCCUCUUCCGAACCUUUUAGGUCGGGUCCGCCUGGUUCUGUUUUAUCUGCCGGACCCGAGGCUCAUUGGACCGGCUUCACACCCACCCCGGUCCCGGAUCUGGGCUCACUACCCGGAUGUGGGGUCCACGCGUGGCCACGGGAUGCGGACGACCCUGAAGAACGGCCAGCAUCAGCAUCAACAGUGAAGCAUCAUGGGAGGUGACAGAUGGACCAGUCGACUGUGGGGCCACCACUGACACACACACACAGAGACACACACAUACAUAGCAUGGAACAAGGCUUCAGCUUAAAUUCACUGAAGAAGCUGGCAGCAGAGCCAGACUACACCGAUGUAUCUCUGACGGCGGCGGAGCGUGUUCGAGCUCUGGCCAAAAUGGGAUGCUGCGUUGAGAUCAACGAGGACAUCGCUCCCAGACGCUACUUCCGCUCCGGCGUGGAGAUGGAGCGCAUGGCGGCAGUUUACCUGGAGGAGGGCAGCCUGGAGAAUGCAUAUGUCCUCUACACCAAACUCAUCACUCUGUUUGUGGAGAAGCUGCCAGGCCACAGAGACUACCAGCAGUGUUCAUCCAUCCCAGAGAAGCAGCUCAUCAUGAAGAAACUUCAAGAGGUGGCGUUUCCUCGAAAAGAGGAGCUGAAGAGACGUCUUCAGGAGAAAUACAGCAGGGAGCACACUGAGUAUCUCAGAAGCCAGAACCAGGAGGUGGUUGUGGAUGGGUGUGGCCAGCAGCUGCAACGACUCGCCCUAUUGGAUGAGGAGAGGAGGUACCUCUCCCACUUAGACAAAGAUAGGCGGCACCUCCUGGUAGAGGAGGAGAAGCAACGAGUGGCAGCGUUGCGACGCCUUCAGAUUGAGUCCGAGCAGUUUCGUUUCUUCGAGGACCAGCUGAGAUGCCAAGAGCUGGCCAAUCAAAAAGGAGAGGAGACAGAGCUAAAGAUGGAGACCAAAGUGUCUGAGGUCACAGAUGGUUCCUGCCUGUCUCAGCAGCCAAUCAGAGAUGGCGUACAAUCCCAGUGGGCAGACAGAAACAGAAACCGGCUUCCUGCUGCCAUCAGCCAAUCAGCUGCCUCUCUGGCUGGAGUACAUAGUCAGAGGGUUGAGGGUCUGAGGCGGAUGGUGAUUCCCAGAGAUCUGACUUACCGUUUUCUCCAACUGGCUGAAUCCAACACGACUCGAGGAAUCGAGACCUGCGGGGUCCUCUGUGGACGCCUGACGCACGAUGAGUUCCUGCUGACCCACGUUGUGAUCCCGAAACAAUCAGCCGGUCCAGAUUUCUGCGACAUGGAGAACGUUGAGGAGCUAUUCAGUUUCCAGGACCAACAGCAACUGCUGACUUUGGGCUGGAUCCACACUCAUCCCACGCAGACUGCUUUCCUGUCCAGCGUGGACCUCCACACUCACUGUUCAUAUCAGCUGAUGCUGCCGGAGGCCAUCGCCAUCGUGUGUGCUCCUAAACACAACGAGUUGGGCGUGUUCCGGCUGACAGGUCCUGGGGUGUCUGAGGUUUCAGGCUGCAGACACAAAGGUUUCCAUCCUCACUCCAAGGAGCCGCCUCUCUUCACCGUGUGUAAACACGUGGUGUUCAGAGCCAUGAAGCUCCACCUGCUGGACCUCAGGUGA